GAGAGCAAUUUGUGUUUUUCUCUGUAGGGAUGGCUCAAGUGCAUCCUCAGGCAUCUUGCUUUCCUCCAAGAGCUUUAGUAAAUGAAAAAUUCUGUCUCAAUUCAAGAACCAUAUUCACAGUAUGGAGAAAAUCUCUGGUCUUCAAUGGCAAUGGCUUUACUGUGUAUGAUUCAUUUGGAAACCUCGUUUUUAGGGUUGAUAACUAUGCAUCUAAUGCUGAUAAAGAAAUGGCUCUUAUGGAUCAUAUAGGAAAUGUACUCAUUACAAUGCGUCGUAAGACAAUGAGUAUUCAGAAUAGAUGGGAAGCGUUCAGGGGAAACCCAAAAGAAUGUAAGGAGCCCAUUUUUACAGUUACCAAAUCGUCUCCCUUCUCUAACAAAACCACAGCAAAAGUGACUGUAAACAACAAUGGGCAAAGUUAUAGAGGUUGCAAUUUUCAGAUCGAUGGGUCAUUGCAGAAGGCAUCAUGCACAAUUUCUAACGCCAAUGGGGACAUUGUUGCACAGGUAAAGAGAAAGGAAGCCAGAUCGGAUAUAAUGCUGGGGGAGGAUGUCAUAAGCCUGGUAAUUCAACCCCGAGUGGAUCAAGCAUUCAUAAUGGGGCUCCUUGUCAUCUUUAAUCAGAUGACAUGAUUAUUUAUUUGAAUAAUACAAUUCAAAAGAAUCAAAACAAAUGCGUGCAACAAAAGCUGUCUGCACAUUAGCUUACACCAAUCCAAAUCUUUUUUAGUGUCCUGCAUAAGAUCUUUAUCAGAGAUUUUGACACGCCACUGAUGAAUCUGUAGCGCACAUCAGUGGUAUUUUCAACAUAUAUUUUCCACUGUAAAUA
Cryptomeria japonica (Japanese cedar) is the source of this 828-nucleotide messenger RNA. RefSeq names its product protein LURP-one-related 12. The coding region runs from base 30 to 632 and encodes 200 amino acids. Lineage: Eukaryota; Viridiplantae; Streptophyta; Pinopsida; Cupressales; Cupressaceae. The transcript is spliced from 3 exons. The record is from RefSeq and is a predicted model, not a curated record.